AUCUGAUCUGGACCGAUCUGGACGCGCUGGCUUGUACCAGCGCAAGCUAGAUGUCAGUUUGUAACAAAUAUUUCUCGACUAAUUGGAAAAAAAGUUUCGGGUUUGAAGAAAUUGAGACAUGGACGAAAUGUCUUAUUGCUCCUUUUCUGGGGGAGAGUGUUAUAAAAAUCACUUCAAGCCUGGUAUAUAUGUAUGCUCCGAGUGUGGCCAUGAGUUAUUCUCCAGCACUUCAAAGUUUGAGCACUCUACCCCGUGGCCGGCCUUCUCAGAGACCAUCCACGAGGACAGCGUCUCUAAACACCCCGAGGCAUGGGGGCCAAUAAAGGUUUGCUGUGGGAAGUGUGGGAAUGGACUAGGCCACGAGUUCUUAUGUGACGGACCUAAAGAAGGGCUGUCACGCUUUUGAAUCUUCAGCAGCUCAUUGACAUUUAUCCCCAAAAAAGAGGUCAGUGGAUAAAAACAGGUGAGCUGUGAAGGAGAAGACGGUUUCCUGCAGGUGGAGGUGUCUCCACAGUGGAUGAAGUGCUCUGGGAUAAAGCUACGGAGUUCCUGAGUGCUGAUGAAUAGUGGAUAUACCGGACAGCAGUUUCAGGAGUCAUGCAUAAACAGCUUUUUAAGUAACAGGGACAUAGAAAACUCUGCUGCACACUUUAGUGUCUAACUUGUCUAUUUAAUAGUUACACACACAUCUGUUAAAAUGUGCUGGUGAGCGUGUUAUACCCACUGCAGAUCUUUCCUUAGUCAUGUCAUUACAUACUUCCAACAGUUGAUGGUGCUCUGCAGACAUCUUUUGCUUUUGUUGAUUAUAAUACUCAGACAAGUUUGGAUUCAUAUCUAUAACUUCCCACCAUUAGAGAGUGGACUGGUCCAAGAACCCAGAUCAAUUCGGCAGCCCAACAAUGAGUCCAAGCAGAAAACCGGAGUCAGACACUCUCUGCAGCCACAAGAGGCUCUGGGAUCACAUCAUGAUGCUGAAAUCUCUCAGAUGUAUAAAGAAAUGUUCCUGUUAAAAGCACUACAUCAAGCAUUGAUUUGAUUUAUAAUGUUACAUAUACAUAUUUUUAGGAUUUUUAGUGAAUCACCAAUCUGGAGUGUUGAUUUUCCCACAUUUCUUCUUUUUUGCCUUUUGGCCCGUCCUUUGUUGAAAAAACUAUGUGAAGAGGACUUUCUGUUACCAAACGAAAUUAAAUGCUUCAUUUUCUGCUUUUGUCC
Molecule: messenger RNA, 1212 nt
Organism: Cololabis saira (Pacific saury)
Lineage: Eukaryota; Metazoa; Chordata; Actinopteri; Beloniformes; Belonidae
Product: methionine-R-sulfoxide reductase B1-A-like
Exons: 4
Molecular function (GO): peptide-methionine (R)-S-oxide reductase activity
Source: RefSeq, a predicted model, not a curated record